Messenger RNA from Juglans regia (Persian walnut), 795 nucleotides. RefSeq names its product protein FAR1-RELATED SEQUENCE 5-like. Bases 1 to 795 code for a protein of 264 amino acids. The record is from RefSeq and is a predicted model, not a curated record. The transcript has a single exon. NCBI's taxonomy places the organism in Eukaryota, Viridiplantae, Streptophyta, Magnoliopsida, Fagales, Juglandaceae.
AUGGAGUUUAAUUCUUUUGAAGAAGUAAUGAGUUAUUAUAAGCAGUAUGCAAAGAAAUGUGAGUUUGGAGUGAUGACAAGAAGGAUUGAGAAGGGAGAGGAUGGUAAUGUUAGAUAUGCCACUCUUGGUUGUGCCCGUGGUGGAAAGGCCUGUAAUAAGAUCUUGAAUGUCGCCAGACCACGACCGACAAGAAAGACAAAAUGUAAGGCAAAGAUUAAUGACUUAAAAGUUGAUGGAAAGUUUAAGUUGACAACAGUUCAUAAUAUUCAUAACCACGGCCUCAAUCCAAUUAAAUCCUGCUUCUUCCGAUGUAAUAGAGAAGUGAGUGACUUCGUAAAAAGAAUCCUAGAUACAAACGAUUUGGCUGACAUCUGGAUGAAUAAGAGUUUCAAAUCUCUUGUUGUUAGGGCAGGUGGAUUCGAGAACCUCCCGUUUUUUGAAAAGGAUUGUCGAAGUUAUAUCAACAAGGCAAGACAUCUGCGACUAGGAAAAUGUGGUGUUGGAGUGCUUCAAGAAUAUUUUUUAAGGAUGCGGUACAAAAAUCCUGGGUUCUUUACAUUGAUGGAUUUAGAUGAUAAUGGAAGGUUAAAUAAUGUAUUUUGGGCAGACCCCUGUAGUAGGGCAGGAUAUCAGUAUUUCUGUGAUAUGACCACAUUUGACACCACAUAUCUGACGAAUAGAUAUGGGAUGCCCUUUGCACCAUUUGUUGGUGUAAACCACCACGGCCAGUCAAUUUUGUUGGGUGCAAGAUCGAUAUCCAGUGAGGAUAUGGAGACGUUUGUCUGGUUAUUCUAG